AUGCGCAGUGACGGCUGCCAGGAAUGCCCAUCAGCUCUCCUCCAAACCAACCAAACCAUCUACACAGAGCUGACACGCGAAUGGUACAGGCGGGUGACAUACGAGAUGACCAUCGGCAUGUCUGGAAUGGAAUUUACGAGUCGCUGUUUCGUGCCGUAUAAGCCACUUCCUCCUGCUUUACCAUAUGUCACACCGCUAGAUCUGUUCUUCUCGAUGCAAGAUCAUAGACGGGGGCUCGAGAAAACAAAACUGCAUGAUGACUCUGGGGAAUAUGAGUGGAUGCGUCCGAGGGGAUGUAUGGAUCUGUUAGGUGAAUUGAUGGGUGAGCUUUCGGGAUUAAAGCGCCUUCAUGUCACGUUUUAUAUGAGUCUCAUUCAUCUGCCGGUGAUUUGCAAGACGCCGGAACUGCUUUCGGGGCUUAUGGAGUGGAAUAUGGAGCCUAUACGGCGGAGACUACGCGGGGGAGUGGAUCUGCAAGAGGAAGGUGAUUUUUACAGUCUAGGUGGUCGUCAGAUGGUAUGA
Messenger RNA from Aspergillus wentii DTO 134E9, 522 nucleotides. RefSeq lists its product as uncharacterized. The transcript has a single exon. The record is from RefSeq and is a predicted model, not a curated record. Bases 1 to 522 code for a protein of 173 amino acids. NCBI's taxonomy places the organism in Eukaryota, Fungi, Ascomycota, Eurotiomycetes, Eurotiales, Aspergillaceae.